Messenger RNA from Trichoderma aggressivum f. europaeum, 1152 nucleotides. RefSeq lists its product as uncharacterized. The transcript has a single exon. The record is from RefSeq and is a predicted model, not a curated record. The coding region runs from base 1 to 1152 and encodes 383 amino acids. NCBI's taxonomy places the organism in Eukaryota, Fungi, Ascomycota, Sordariomycetes, Hypocreales, Hypocreaceae.
AUGGCCUCCUCACUCUUUGCCCUCUCGGGAGAGCCCGUGAGCGAGCUGGGCCGGUACAGAGUCCUCGCCCCUUCUGCGGGUAUUCGAGUAUCUCCUCUGGCUUUGGGCGCCAUGUCCAUUGGCGACAGCUGGUCUGACUGGAUGGGGUCCAUGGACAAGGAGAGCUCCUUUAAGCUGCUGGAUGCCUUUUACGAUGCUGGCGGCAACUUUAUCGAUACCGCCAACAACUAUCAGAACGAGCAAUCCGAAACUUGGAUCGGAGAGUGGGCGGCAAAGAGGGGCAUCCGGGACCAGCUUGUGAUCGCUACCAAGUUCACCUCAGACUUUCGAAGCCACGAGCUAGGAAGAGGAAGGGCCCCUAAUUUCCAGGGCAACCACCGCAAGAGUCUUCACUUGAGCGUCCGAGACUCUCUUAAGAAACUGCAGACGGAUUACAUUGACAUUCUGUAUAUUCACUGGUGGGACCACACCACUUCCAUCAAGGAACUCAUGGAUUCUCUCCACCAACAAGUCGAGUCGGGCAAGGUUCUCUAUCUAGGUGCCUCAGAUAUGCCAGCAUGGGUCGUGAGUGCGGCCAACCAAUACGCGGUUGAUCACGGCAAGACUCCUUUCAGCAUCUACCAGGGACGCUGGAACCUCAUGGUCCGGGAUUUCGAGCGGGAGAUUAUCCCGAUGGCUCGGCAAUUCAACAUGGCUUUGGCCCCUUGGGACGUCCUCGGUGGCGGCAAGUUCCAGACAAAAAAGGCUCUGGAGGAACGCAAGAAGAACGGCGAGACUCUGCGUGGUCUCACAGGGGCCCCUGUUCAGACUGCCGACGAGGAAAAGAUCAGCGAGGCCCUCGCAAAGGUCGCCUCGGAACACGGACUCGAGUCCGUCACGGCCAUUGCGCUUGCAUACGUGCUGCACAAGGCCGGCAACGUCUUCCCCAUCGUUGGCGGACGCAAGACUGAGCACCUCAACGACAACAUCAAGGCGCUGAGCGUCAAGCUCACGGAUGAGCAGAUCAAGUACCUCGAGAGCGUGAAGCCGUUUGACCUGGGCUUCCCGUUGGCCUUUUUGGGCGAGGAUCCCAACGUUACGGGAUACUCUGUGCGACUCGAUCGGACGGCCAAGUUUGCGUUCCCCAACUCAGGGACUCCCAAGAGCGUGUAA